Sebastes umbrosus (honeycomb rockfish) is the source of this 1137-nucleotide messenger RNA. RefSeq names its product dolichyl-phosphate mannosyltransferase subunit 1, catalytic (gene dpm1). Gene Ontology annotation, cellular component: endoplasmic reticulum membrane. Gene Ontology annotation, molecular function: dolichyl-phosphate beta-D-mannosyltransferase activity. Bases 52 to 804 code for a protein of 250 amino acids. The transcript is spliced from 9 exons. Lineage: Eukaryota; Metazoa; Chordata; Actinopteri; Perciformes; Sebastidae. Gene Ontology annotation, biological process: GPI anchor biosynthetic process; protein O-linked glycosylation via mannose. The record is from RefSeq and is a predicted model, not a curated record.
CUCUUGUUCUACCUUCACGCAGUGUGUGUGUUAGCUCGGGUUGACGUCGCCAUGGCAAGCCGAAAAACUUCGCCCCCUAACCGGGAUAGUGAGGACAAAUACUCAAUACUGUUACCGACCUACAACGAGAGGGAGAACCUUCCUCUGAUAGUCUGGCUGCUGGUCAAAUACUUCGCUGAAAGUGGAUAUAACUACGAGAUAAUCGUCAUUGACGACGGAAGCCCAGAUGGGACACUGGAGGUGGGAGAGCAGCUGCAGAAAAUAUACGGAGAGGACAAGAUACUUCUACGACCAAGAGCGUCAAAAUUGGGCCUUGGCACUGCCUACAUCCACGGCAUGAAGCAUGCUACUGGGAACUUCAUCAUCAUCAUGGACGCAGAUCUUUCCCAUCAUCCCAAAUUCAUCCCAGAAUUUAUUGAAAAGCAGAAGGAAGGUAACUACGACCUGGUGUCUGGUACUCGUUACCAAGGGAACGGGGGCGUAUACGGCUGGGACCUGCGCAGGAAACUCAUCAGUCGGGGAGCCAACUUCUUGACUCAAGUGUUGCUGAGACCCGGUGCUUCAGACCUCACAGGCAGCUUCAGGCUGUAUAAGAAGGUGGUGUUGGAGAGUCUGAUGGAGCGGUGCGUGUCCAAAGGCUACGUCUUUCAGAUGGAGAUGAUCGUCCGCGCCAGACAGCUCAACUACACAAUCGGAGAAGUACCCAUUUCCUUUGUGGAUCGAGUUUAUGGAGAAUCCAAACUUGGAGGGAACGAGAUUGUGUCAUUUGCGAAAGGACUGGUCACACUCUUCGCCACGACAUGAUCAGUGAUGCCAUCAGUUUCGACAUCCCACAGUCAUAUAGUUCCUUUAAGUCUCUGUCUUUAAUACAGUAGUUGUAUCAGAAUGUUAAUGGGAGAAAAAGCAGACAGUGACAUGACGACAACGGAGACAUCUCUCUCCCCUGUUAGCAGACAAUAUAAAGUAAUUCUCUGUCAGGAGUCGCCCAGAAGUCGUUACUGAAGGAACUUAGUGCUCAUAGUGUCCCAUCAUUCCUAUUCCAGACAGCUGACUGAACUCUACUCUAACACGGCUGUCAGAUGGGUUUAAGUCCACCUCUGAUUGUUUGUAUAACAUUAAACCGUUUGUAUUAUUGGC